GGUCAGGUUCCAGCCAGAUUAGUACUAUACCUCCUAUCAUGGUCAGGCUUCUUAGUAUCUUUUAUGAUGAGAAAUGAUAUAAAUAUGGCCAUAGUAGCAAUGGUCGAAAAAACUGAUAUGAAGCAAACAAAUGCAACGAAUGAGUACUGUUACAUAAUAGAAGAAACUAGCAACAAUACGGCAACAGUGGACUAUGGUGGCACACUUCAAUGGUCUACCAAGGUGCAGAGUUAUGUAUUAGCCUCGUUUUAUUGGGCAUACAUAAUUUCUCAAGUAGUGGGUGGAUUGGCUACCCAAAAAUUAGGCACCAAGCGAGUCUUCGGCUAUUCUCAAUUAGCAACUGCCUUGUGCAGUCUGAGCAUACCGUGGGCUAGUGAUACCCAUUACGGUAUAACAAUCGCUCUGAGGUUCAUCCAAGGAUUCGCAUCGGGUCUUACUUGGCCUGCUAUGUAUGCUCUUGUGGGGCACUGGAUUCCGGUUCCUGAAAGGAGCCGGUUUAUGUCCAGUUUUCAAGGAUUCAGCAUAGGCAUUGGGAUAACAUACCCUCUUUGUGGUUUCCUCAUUGCUCACCUGGGUUGGCGUUCUGUGUUUUACACCACAGGAUCGAUCGGUGUUUUAUGGUGCAUCAUAUGGUAUCUCCUUGCUUUCGAUAGCCCCGAAACUCAUCCCAGAAUUAGCUUACGAGAACAACAGUAUAUCAAAGAGAACACUGUGAAUACUUAUGAAAAUUCACGGCAACAAGCUGUUCCGUGGAAAUCCAUUUUUAUGUCGAUGCCUGCGAUGUCCAUCGGUAUUACCACAUUCGGGAGGAUUUGGUGUCAUUACACUUUCAUCAUUUCUGGGCCAACGUAUAUGAAGAGCAUUCUUGGAUUCAGUAUUGAGAAGAAUGGACUGUUGAAUGGAGCACCCUUUCUUUGUAGUUAUAUCGCAUCAGUGUUCUUCUGUUAUAUUGCUGAUAAGUUAGUAACAAAGAAAUAUAUGUCUCUGACCAAUGUUAGAAAACUAAUGACUGCCCUAUCUCAAGUUGUACCUGGUCUACUAGUACUUCUCAUAAGUUUCUUAGGUUGUGAUAUAGAACUGGUUCUGGUGGUCUGGUUUAUUGCAGUGACAUUAAUUACUGCAUCUUAUGCUGGUGCAAUGGCGAAUGUUGUAGAUAUUGCUCCCAAUUUUGCUGGACCUGUUUUGGCCUAUGCUCAAACCAUACAUAUGACUGCAAGUUUUCUUAGUCCCUUGGUUGCUUUCGAUUUAUUAGAUGGACAAGAGCACAACAUGUCAGCUUGGAAGAAUGUGUUUUAUGUAACAUGCUUUAUAGCUGUUUCAACAUAUAUAUUUUUCCAAAUAUGGGGGACAGGAGAUAUCCAGUCAUGGAAUUAUUCAAAUGGGCCUAUUAUAGUUCCAGAACAGGAAGUGCUGAUGGUUGAGAAAUCACCCAAAAACGGAACGAAGGUAGUGAAAAAUAGUAUGGAAUCUGAUGUUAUCGCAUGAAAUUAGGAAUGGAGAACAGCGACAGUAUACUUAGUGAUAUGGAACCUUACUGUAUUUUUUUUGGAAAUAUAUUCUAAUGAUAUACCAAAUGUUCAGGAUUA
This is a messenger RNA of Leptinotarsa decemlineata (Colorado potato beetle), 1586 nucleotides long. It is a transcript of the gene MFS17, whose product is annotated as Major Facilitator Superfamily Transporter 17. Gene Ontology annotation, biological process: monoatomic anion transport; transmembrane transport. The record is from RefSeq and is a predicted model, not a curated record. Gene Ontology annotation, cellular component: membrane. NCBI's taxonomy places the organism in Eukaryota, Metazoa, Arthropoda, Insecta, Coleoptera, Chrysomelidae. Gene Ontology annotation, molecular function: transmembrane transporter activity.